This is a messenger RNA of Sciurus carolinensis (gray squirrel), 474 nucleotides long. Its product is annotated as cancer-related nucleoside-triphosphatase-like. Gene Ontology annotation, molecular function: ribonucleoside triphosphate phosphatase activity. Lineage: Eukaryota; Metazoa; Chordata; Mammalia; Rodentia; Sciuridae. The transcript has 4 exons. Bases 1 to 474 code for a protein of 157 amino acids. The record is from RefSeq and is a predicted model, not a curated record.
AUGGCAGAUGUCCGGAACUGUGCCGGCAACUUGUCGGCUGAGGUCAAAAAGAAGAAAGGCCUCGGACCCAGAGUGUGUGUCAUCGAUGAGAUUGGGAAGAUGGAGCUCUUCAGCCAGUCCUUCAUCCAGGCUGUGCACCAGACUCUGUCCUCACCAGCGACCAUCAUCCUGGGCACCAUUCCAGCCCCAAAAGGAAAGCCGAUGGCCCUUGUGGAGGAGAUACGGGUGUGUGUCAUCGAUGAGAUUGGGAAGAUGGAGCUCUUCAGUCAGCCCUUCAUCCAGGCUGUGCACCAGACUCUGUCCUCACCAGAGACCAUGGUUCUGGGCACCAUCCCACCCCGGAAGGGAAAGCCUCUGGCCCUGGUGGGGGAGAUCCGGGGCAGGCCUGACGUGAAGGUGUUCAGUGUCACCAAGGAGAACAGAAACCACCUUUUACCGAAUAUCAUGGCCUGGGUGCAGAGCUGUGGGAAGUGA